CUUGAACCUGCUCUCUAUCAUUCCAGGGUUGAUUAAAUUCUACGGAUAAUCCGACAUGCAAGCCAGUAACCGACCAAGAAAGGCCUGUGACCUCUGCUAUACACGAAAGAUUAAAUGUGAUGGACUGCAACCCAAAUGCUCAAAUUGUGUCAAUUACAAGACCAAUUGUACACACACUGCUCGCAGUCGAAAGUGGAAACCUAAAGCUCUGCAAGAUGAUGAGUCCCAAAAGGAGGAUGAGAUCCGGAGCCUGCAAGCGCAGAUGCAGGAGCUACAACAGCAACUGGCUCAGUACAAACAAGCAACAGAGAUUGAACCAGUUGUGUCAGCGCCAUCGCCCCAAGUAGACUUCGAAGAUGACCUCGCUCAGGUUAGAAAGAUACGCCACUCCUUGAAGCUGCCCCCACUGCAACAGACUAUGCACAUGAUGGGCAUCUAUCUCAAUACUAUCAAUUCAGUACUACCACUAUUCCAUCCUGAUACUCUUCUGCGACUCGUUGGAGAAACCUACGCGCUUGAACCGAAACAGCGCGACCCAGUCGCUUGGGCUGCGAUCAAUGUCGUACUUGCCAUGGCACUGCAACAAAUGCCCGAGAACAAUGGCAUUGGCUCUCCGUAUGGUACUACGGAGAGCUAUCUGAGCCAGGCGCAAUCAGUCUUAUGGGCCAUAACGCUAAGCCAGACUCAGCUUCUUAAUAUUCAGACAUUAAUCGGAAUGGCUAUGCUACUGCAAACUGGACACGACACCACACCAGGUUUGGUCAUUAUAUCAGCGGCGAUGCGCCUCAUACAUAAAAUGGGCUUGCAUAACCGUGCCUGUUCUGCACAUCUGGACGCUGUUGAGCGACAACAGCAUGCCCGUGUCUUCUGGCUGGCUUACAUCCUUGACAAGGAUUUGAGUCUUCGCGCCCAACAGCCAUCUAUACAACUUGAUGAGGACAUCGACCUCGAUUUCCCUAUGUCAGUGACGCGGGAUGAUGACAGUAAUUCUAGUGCUGGUGUUGUCACUACCGUUGAUGGCAGUUCGAGAAUGGACUAUUUCCUGGCCCGGGUGCAGCUUGCUAGCAUACAGGGUGAUAUUUACGACCACCUAUACUCAGCAAGAGCGUGGAAAAGGACACCCGAAGAACGUAGGCUGAAGAGAGAGAACAUCGUCCUGUCGCUUAAUAACUGGAAAGCCUCAAUUCCGACAGACUUCGGCGCUGCUGAAGUCAUCACAACUACGAGUAAUAACCCUUCAAUCGCUGCUUUCUUCUGCAUUCUCCAUACAAACAGCCUUCUAUGCCUGAUGCUUAUAACACGAGCACAUGCUUGGGAUGAGCAAUGGGUCGGCGUAUUACGUGAUCAUGGCAGAGGAGUCAGGGCACUACAACUACCAAGUGAUUGGAAUGCAUUGGUAGGACAAGCGCGAGACUUCAUGAUUCUAUUUGAGUAUUCUGUUCCGAGAUACUGCUGGUUGAAAUGGGUCUCGACUUGUACCUACAUCUCUUCAAUGGUACUCCUGACUGCUAACAACCUACAUGAUCUCCAGCACGCGGACUUUGAGCGGGAUAGCAAUCUCAUCGAGAGAGCUCUCACUUGGUUUGGAGAAGUUGCCAAGGAGUUGCCCUCGCGAAAGACGCAAGUGCUAGAGAAUAUCUGUGCUGAAGCAUUCGAAGCUAUGAAGACGAGACGUGCUCAUGAAAUUGACGUGAAAUUUGGGGGUGAUUGGCUCAUUGGGUUCCUCAACAGUCUGGAGCCAUCAUGAUACCGUUGAAAUAAAUAGACUUAAUAAUAGUAUUCUUGUGCCGUCCUAAUAUCUUUC
Messenger RNA from Fusarium redolens, 1804 nucleotides. Its product is annotated as fungal-specific transcription factor domain-containing protein. The transcript is spliced from 4 exons. Gene Ontology annotation, biological process: DNA-templated transcription; regulation of DNA-templated transcription. Gene Ontology annotation, molecular function: DNA binding; zinc ion binding; DNA-binding transcription factor activity, RNA polymerase II-specific. Lineage: Eukaryota; Fungi; Ascomycota; Sordariomycetes; Hypocreales; Nectriaceae. The coding region runs from base 56 to 1747 and encodes 563 amino acids. The record is from RefSeq and is a predicted model, not a curated record.